This is a messenger RNA of Truncatella angustata, 384 nucleotides long. RefSeq lists its product as uncharacterized. The record is from RefSeq and is a predicted model, not a curated record. Lineage: Eukaryota; Fungi; Ascomycota; Sordariomycetes; Amphisphaeriales; Sporocadaceae. Bases 1 to 384 code for a protein of 127 amino acids. The transcript has a single exon.
AUGCCCUAUAUCCUCCCCUCCCUCGCCCUUCUCGUCCUGGUAUCAGGCACAGUCCUAUACCUGACCCGGUCAUCGUGGCUGCAUCUGAUGCCCGACCUCUCCAACCCCCGCGACUACUUCUAUGCGCGACUGCCCUCCACAUUCACCGGCGACAUCGAGGCUGGACUCAGCAGCGACACCUUCGACCUCUCCGGCAACGUGACUGAUGGGGACGCCAGGGCCGGUCUCGACGAUACCGCUAAGCGCGAGAUCCUGGCCAUCAUGAAGAAGAGGCGCCUCAAGUUCGACCAGGCGAGGAAGGUCUACAUGGAGCAAAGGUUCAGCGCCAACGGCAUCGGGCCUGACGGACGGCCGAGGGAUCCCAAGUUCGUCAGUUUCUCCUGA